Messenger RNA from Hydractinia symbiolongicarpus, 936 nucleotides. RefSeq names its product ubiquitin-conjugating enzyme E2 R2-like. The coding region runs from base 32 to 757 and encodes 241 amino acids. Gene Ontology annotation, biological process: ubiquitin-dependent protein catabolic process; protein polyubiquitination. Gene Ontology annotation, molecular function: ubiquitin conjugating enzyme activity. Lineage: Eukaryota; Metazoa; Cnidaria; Hydrozoa; Anthoathecata; Hydractiniidae. The transcript is spliced from 5 exons. The record is from RefSeq and is a predicted model, not a curated record.
UCUUUUAUCAUGGUAGGGAAUAAAAUAGAAAAUGGCAGCAGGUCCUAAUGCGGCUGUAAAAGCUUUGCAGUUGGAGAUGAAAAACAUCAGUAAAGAUCCAAUUGAAGGUGUUCUUAUAGAGCUUCAAGAUGAAAGUAACAUGUUCGAAUGGUCAGUUGGUGUCUUUGGCCCUCCAAAAACACUAUAUGAGGGUGGAUACUUCAAGGCUAAGAUUUCUUUUCCACAAGACUAUCCAUACUCACCACCAUCAUUUCGAUUUAUAACAAAAAUGUGGCACCCAAAUAUUUAUGAGUCUGGUGAUGUGUGUAUAUCCAUCCUCCAUCCACCAGUAGACGACCCACAAAGUGGAGAGCUACCACAAGAAAGAUGGAAUCCCACACAAAAUGUCAGAACAAUUUUAUUAAGCGUGAUUUCAAUGUUAAAUGAACCAAACACAUUUUCACCCGCCAAUGUGGAUGCGUCUAUUAUGUACAGACGUUACCAGACGAGCAAAGGUAAAGACAAAGAGUAUGAAAAUAUAAUAAACAAACAAGUCGCGAAAAGUCGUUCUGAUGCUGAGAAAGAAGGCGUGGCCAUUCCAUUGACAGUGGAAGAGUAUUGUAUAAAACACAGACCAGUGGGAAGUCAAUCCUCAGAUACGAACAUUGAUUUAUGCGAUGAUUGGUACGACGAAGACUAUGAUGAUGACGAUGAUGAUGACGACAGUGAAUGUUUCGAUGAAAACGACGGCGACGAUUCGGGUAAUGCAGACGAUUAAACGUUGCUGGUAAAUGUUUGUUGGUGUUGAACUAAUGGUGAAGUGGAAUGUUGAAAUGUCAAAUCUGACCCAAGUGUGUUGUUACAUAGUGCGUUGUUGCAAUCCUCUCACUGUGAACAAAACAAUUUUAAAUUCUGUAUAUAUUGUUGCAUUAUUACAUAAUAUUUAAUAUUUUUUAA